Molecule: messenger RNA, 432 nt
Organism: Didymodactylos carnosus
Lineage: Eukaryota; Metazoa; Rotifera; Eurotatoria; Philodinida; Philodinidae
Source: the annotation of a GenBank genome assembly
AUGGGUAUUUUAAAAGGCAAAGAAGCCGCUCUGGAAAAUAUUGAAAAAUCAAAAACAGCUUUUUUGGCUAAAAUGUCAGAAGUUGAGAAAGGUCCAUCGUCAAACACUAUGCCACCCAAGGAUCAUUUCGUUGUUCGAUUUGAUAAAGAAUCAGUUCGAAAUUUAAGAGGAAGAGUCUAUGAAAACAUGAAAGAAUAUACCUAUGAACAAAGAGGCGAAGGUAUAGUACCAAUGUUAGCUGAUACAGACAAAGAAGAGAAGGCAGGUGUAAUUCUUAAUCCCGUGAAGCCACCUGAGCCAACUGUUGGUGAACAAUAUGUAGCAUGCAUUUUUGACAAUUUGAAACACGUAGAUGUUUUAGUUCACAUUGAUUGGAGUGAAGUUGAUGAAUUAGUUAAAACAGCAAAUGCAAGACGAAAAUCAGUCGUCUAG